This is a messenger RNA of Nestor notabilis (Kea), 606 nucleotides long. Its product is annotated as protocadherin-9-like. The record is from RefSeq and is a predicted model, not a curated record. NCBI's taxonomy places the organism in Eukaryota, Metazoa, Chordata, Aves, Psittaciformes, Psittacidae. The annotation marks the transcript as partial. The transcript has 2 exons.
UUACCUCAUCGCCGAGUGACGUUCUCUGCAGCCAGCCAGGCUCAGGACCUGCAGGAUCCCUCCCAGCACAGCUACUACGACAGCGGGCUGGAGGAGUCAGAGACCCCGAGCAGCAAAUCAUCGUCAGGGCCCCGCAUUGGGCCGCUGGCCUUGCCUGAGGACCACUACGAGCGCACCACGCCCGAUGGCAGCAUCGGGGAGAUGGAGCACCCCGAGAAUGAUCUCCGGCCUCUGCCCGAUGUAGCCAUGACUGGGACCUGUACCCGGGAGUGCACAGAGUUCGGCCACUCCGAUACCUGCUGGAUGCCCGGCCAGUCCUCCCCCAGCCGCAGGCCCAAGAACGCCCUCAAACUCUCCACUUUUGUGCCUUACCAAGACAGAGGGAGUCAAGAGCAAGUCGGGAAUGGCAGCCCCAGACUCUCAGAAGAGCGCAGCACCAAAAUGGCCAACCUCCGCCUGCUCCCCACGUACAGUGCCUUCUCCAGUAGUAGCCAUGAGCCCUGCAAGGACUCUCCCAUGGAGGAAAUUCCUCUCACCCAGACCUCGGACUUCCAGCCAGCCACCACCCCCUCGUCCCAGACCACCAAGAGGGAGAUCUACCUGUGA